Messenger RNA from Geodia barretti, 2032 nucleotides. NCBI's taxonomy places the organism in Eukaryota, Metazoa, Porifera, Demospongiae, Tetractinellida, Geodiidae. The record is from the annotation of a GenBank genome assembly.
AUUGCUAUGGUAACCGUUAAACAAGAUGGCGGACGGCGAGGCCGGGUUGACGGAAGACCUACCGCUGGAGUCGCAGACCAGCGAGCCUCUGCUGGAGGGGGCGCUUUCUGGAGACGAUCUCGAGGGAGCCGGAGAGGAAGAUAAUGGAGACCUCAGCUGCGGGUCCGGAUUCGGCUCGGAGCUGGCCGCUGGGACCAGCACGGGUCGCGGUGAGGGAGAACACCUCGCGGACAACUUGUCUGACGGCUCGGACGGCGCGUGGGACACCGACAUUGACACAGAAGGUCAAUACGCAUCUCCCUGCAAUGAUAGAAGAUGCAACUUGUAUGGGUAUGAUGAUGAGAAGGAAGAGUACGAUGCUACCGGGGGCGCUGCGUACCGCAAAUGUUGCGAGAUCCUGGGUAUCAUUCCUGUGUCUCAUCUACUGAGGGAUCUCCAGAACAACGUGACCAGCGUCAGUCUGCGGCACCACGGGCUGGGGCCCAAGGGAGCCAAGGCCGUGUCUGCUGCACUUGCUUCUAACACUUGUGUGACGCACCUUGAUCUGAGUGACUGUGGAUUGGGGACUGAGGGAGCUGUGGCCAUUACCACCAUGUUCAAGGAAAACUGCUACAUUACCCACCUGGAUCUGUCAGACAACCAGAUAGAAGCUGCAGGGGCUCUGGCAGUGGCUGGCAUGUUGGAAUCUAACAACACACUGACUCAUCUCUCUCUCAGAGGAAGUGACUUCAAUGAUAAGGCAGCGGAGCCCAUCAGUGAAGUGAUCAAGACCAGUUACCAGAUCUCGUACCUUGACCUCAGCCACAACCAGUUUGGAGAGGCUGCAGGGGUUCUCUUGGGGGAGGCACUCAGUGAGAGUGAAGUGCUGCAGACACUAAACCUCAGUUGGAACAACAUACGCAGAAAGGGAGCAGUAGCUCUGGCCAACGGACUCAAGGUGAACCAGAUGCUGAAGGUAUUGAAUCUCUCUCACAACGGACUGGGGGAUGAGGGAGCAACUGCUCUGGUUGAGGCUCUCAAGAUCAACACAACUCUCUCUGAAUUAGACAUCAGUGCAAACAGGUUUUUACAAGCUACUGCCAGUCUCUUUGCAACCAAAGUCCUUCCAGUCUGUGAGACACUGAAGGUUCUUAGGAUGGGAAAGAACUCGAUGCAGAAGGUUUAUCCCGAGAGCACUCAACCAGUGGGAGAUGUGGCAAGCCUCCUCGAAGCUGCCUCCUCUUCUUCCCUCACUCUCCUGGACCUGUCAGGAUAUACGUUCACUCUCGCGAUGGCCGACAAGGUGAUCGAGAUGGAGGAGAAGAGACCUGACCUGACGGUGAUCUACGGAGGUACUGGCGGCUACAGCAAGACCAAGCCUCUCACUCCGCCACUGGAAAAACUGGUGAAGUAUGCGGAGGAGCAUUCUCUGGUUCUGGAGGACCUGUUCAGGUCGUUUGACAAGGAGGAGACCGGACAGCUCUCUGGGGAGAUGUUCAAGAGCUCCCUAAAGCACAUUCAGGCACCAUUGCUGGGUUUCGAAAGACAAAAACUGAUCAAGGAAUUUGGCAAGACGGAGGCAACGGAAGAGACCAGUACCAUUGACUACAUGGCUCUUGUGCAAGCAGCCACUUCCACCAGAGACACCCAGUGACGUCAUCAGUAAAACGUUUCUGCAGUUCUGUUUCUUGUUGCAAUCACAUCCUACACACAAUAAUUGAAAGGGUCAGAGUGUCAAUAGGUUGUUUGAGCCCAAAAAAUAUAUAAGGUUGAAAAAUUGCCAACCUUUCAUCUCUCUAUUAAUCUUCGUAUUACCCAUGGAUUGUUUAGUGCAAACAAAAAAAACCAAAAAAAACAACCUAAGGUUGAAAAAAAGUAAAAAAACGGCCAGCCCUUCAUCUCUCCAGACAGACGUCUACGGACACAGUGCUAUGCCGAACUAUACGCUGCCCUUUGAGAAACGUGGGUCAGUGGUAGAUUUGUGGGUAAGGGGAGGAACCAGAGCUGUUCCCAGCCAAUGCUCUGGACCACCUGACACUUUAGUGCGGGAUCG